ACGGGACCCAUUCGCCGGUAGUCGAAACAAGGUACUCUAUUCCUGACUAUUCGUUCCAAAAGAAACGGAGGUCGGUAUCAGUUCUUCACUAGAGUCAGAGCAAGUGCUGGUUAAGGGAAAUUCAAGGCUCCAAAGACAUUACUUCCGUCUGUCGCUUGUCAAUGAUCCUUGCCCGCUCGAGUCUUGAGGACAUGGUGUGCCUGACUGACUGGCCGAUGGAAAGAUGCUGGAAAGAAUGGUGGCGCUCUUCUCCAAGCAAGGCGAAGAUAUUCAGUCCACAGUCACCUCAGAAACGCGCAGCUGGCUUCGUUUCGUUCCACACACAAGAUCAACAUCAACCAUGGAGGACACACAUAUGUCGACACCGCCGAUUGCCUCAACCAGCAUGUUGAACCCAUUCUUGGCUUUGGGCCAGACUACUGCACCCUCGGCCACCACAGAACAUGCGAUCAAAGAGGAAGGUGACGACGCUAUCCGAUCCAGGCUUGGAACGUCCCUUGUUAACGACUUCGCCAUAUACCGAGACAUCCUGGAGGAGCAUUAUGGCCGGAGAGAGCGCAUCAUCAAGGUCUCCAGGGACAUCAACAUCCUCAGUAAAAAGAUGAUCUUUGCGCUCCACCGUGCGGAUCCUAGGGAAUUUCUCCCACAGUUUUCGGCCGCGUCCGAAGCACUCGGAGAAUUUAAAGACAAGCAUGCCACGGUCUUGAAACUUUUUCACAGAGCCGCCAUAGAUCUGCAAGGAUCUAAUUAUUACAAGUACCAGCGAAGCUUUUUGGGAGCCAUGCAGGAAUAUAUCGAGGCGAUGACGCUGGAGUACUAUCUGGUCCAAGGCAAAUUGAUGCCCAAGUGUGCACUCGAGGCAGACCUGAACUUCAUGACAACUUCAGAACAGUUCGCGAACCCAGACUUGAUCAUUGAUAUCGGGCAGACCCAAUUCGGUGGUGGUGGAAAUAGCAGUGGAAGUGGAGGUCCACGCGGAAGGUCCAACAGAGAUCACCGAAAAACACCCUAUAAUAAGGACAGAUCAGAUUCUUCACGAAAGUCAGGGAAUAUAGCGCUUACAGGACCAGUGCCAGUCAACACAACUGCCGUAAUAGCAACAAGCAAUACAUCCGACGCGCAGGCAGCACCUAUGGUUGCUGAGAUGGAAACAGGGACACCCUUCACAAAAUCAAUACAACAGACAAGACUAACGAUGGAGGUCACCGACGAGGACUACUUGCUGGGCAUAGCGGAUCUGACUGGAGAACUGAUGCGUCUGGCGAUCAACACUUUGGGCCAAUCUCUUAUAGCCCCUGUACAGGAUUCGAACACCAUGGGUGGAAUCCCUCUACCAUCUCCCGAAGAGCGUGUGCAACAUAUCCUCUCGUUCUUGCGAAAUAUCAAAAGUGGAUUUGAUGGGCUCGUACUUACACGAGCAUCACCUCUUUUUAAAAAGAUGAGUGCAUUCAAGCAGUCGCUCAACAAGAUCGAAAUGGCCUGCUACAAUGUUAAGGUGCGUGGAGCCGAAUACCCACCAGAGAUAUUGCGACAAAUGCUGAUAAACGCACAGGAUAAUGGAGGCGGGAAUAACGGAGCUGCAGGUGGCGCGGAGACCGGAAACGAUGAGGAAGAUUAGCCCUCCAUUUUUUUUUCUUUUUUCUUUGACAAUAAAAACGUUGUAUUUCCAAGACUUUUAUUAUUAACCGUUUGCAUUGAGCUUUCUCCCUUAAUGAUGGUAUGGUGCUG
Messenger RNA from Gamsiella multidivaricata, 1728 nucleotides. Its product is annotated as Translin family-domain-containing protein. The record is from RefSeq and is a predicted model, not a curated record. Gene Ontology annotation, cellular component: nucleus; cytoplasm. The coding region runs from base 224 to 1618 and encodes 464 amino acids. NCBI's taxonomy places the organism in Eukaryota, Fungi, Mortierellomycota, Mortierellomycetes, Mortierellales, Mortierellaceae. Gene Ontology annotation, molecular function: sequence-specific DNA binding; RNA binding; RNA endonuclease activity. The transcript is spliced from 4 exons.